This is a messenger RNA of Drosophila ficusphila, 2660 nucleotides long. It is a transcript of the gene Ifrd1, whose product is annotated as interferon-related developmental regulator 2. NCBI's taxonomy places the organism in Eukaryota, Metazoa, Arthropoda, Insecta, Diptera, Drosophilidae. Bases 826 to 2103 code for a protein of 425 amino acids. The transcript has 5 exons. The record is from RefSeq and is a predicted model, not a curated record.
CCGACGGAUGGUCACUCACUUUUUCAUUUCGUAAAAAUCAGCAAUCGAAGUGCUUAAUUAUUUGCAUUAUUUUUAAACAAAACGCCCGCAGAGCUUUCCGAAAGCUGUCACCGCAAAGUCCGCGAAGCGCCAUCGCUGGCCAUAUCGAACUACCAAUAUCUAAGGGGUUCCCACGACACAAUAAUACAGCAUCGAAAGUCGGGGGAGCGAAGCGUAUUUCACAAGAGCUGCUAACCGAGGGCGGAGUGGAGUGUCUGCCAGUUGAGGAGAAGUGACUUCAUUGCAAUUAAACAUGAAAUUUGGUGCAACGACGACCGGAGUACGACAUUUUUGUAUUAUCGCCAAGCAGCAAAAUCAGAAUCAGCAGACUAUAUUUAAGAUACGCGCGCAGCAAUCGCGACUCGAGUUGAACAAUUGCAGACGGCAAAGACAGUCGUGUAGAAUUGCCAAAAAUUGGAAACACCAAAGCUUUUGCAUAGGUGCGUCCUGAUCGGAAACGUUUCAAACUAAAAAAAAAUAAAAGCAAGGCCCAGCUCCAGACAAACUUAAGAACCCAAUUUUCUAACCUAAAGAAAUCAAUAAAUCGGAGCAAACACGUGCGUUUUUGUUGCCGCCAAAGUGACGGGAGUGUAGACAUUUUCGUGUAGACUUUGUCGCCUGUUCUCCAUCUUUGGGUGAAAAAACAAGAAACCCAAAAGGACACUCGGCUACAGGGCAUCUGUUCGUUUUUUUUGUUUGUUCUUUGUGUUUGAAGCAGCAGGCCAAACAAUAGAAACCAAAACGUCGUCGUCGAGUUCAAACAAAAUACGUAAAAACAACAGCAACAUGCCGCGACGCAACAAGAAAUCCGCAGCAGGCAAAGGCCGCACCAAUGACUCUAAUUCUGAGGACGAGUCCUUUGACAACGUGAGCGUUUACUCACAUGUCUCCGAAGUUGCCUCUUCGGAGGCCAACGACGAGCUGGCCAAUGAGCGAUUCGAGGAGAAGUUCGAGAAGGCCCUGGAGCAGGCCACCGAGAAGUCGGCCCAGACCCGUGUGCAGGCCCUCCAAUCGAUUUGCGAACUGCUCAUGCACCGCUACAUGCCGGACUUUGUCGACGACCGCAAGAUGACCCUGAUGGACUUCGUGGAGAAGAGCAUCCGCCGCGGCAAGGGCCAGGAGCAGGUGUGGGGCGCUCGACUCGCCCCCCUUCUGGUGCUUCAAAUGGGCGGCGACGAGGGCAUCUCCAAGGCGAUGAACCAGUUCCUGUUGAACACCGUCCAGGACAAGUCCGUGGGCUUCGAUGCCCGGGCCAAGUGCUGCACGGCCCUUGGGCUGCUGAGCUUCCUCGGCUGCGAGGACGUCGGAGAGUUGGUGCAACUGAUGCAGUGCUUCGAAGCCAUCUUCGCCGGCAGCUAUUUGCGCGGCGAUGACAAGACACCGAUAUCGGUCACCGCUGAAGCCGGAAAUCUUCAUGCGGAGGCACUGAACGCCUGGGGACUGCUGCUCACGUUGAUUCCAUCGGGAGAUUUUGUGUCCCUAAUGACCACAGGACAGAACAUGAUUCCAUCGAUCAAGAAGUUCUUGGGCCUUUUGCAAUCCCCACAUUUGGAUGUUCGCAUGGCCGCUGGCGAGACCAUUGCUUUAAUACUGGAGUCUGGACGUGCCCACGAUGAGGACUUCCUCGAGGACGACAUUGCCGAGUUGUCCGAGGCUGUGAAGCAGCUGGCCACAGACUCGCACAAGUACCGCGCCAAGAGGGAUCGCAAAGCCCAGAGGGCCACCUUCCGCGAUGUGCUGCGUUACCUAGAGGAGGACAUUUCCCCGGAAAUCAGCAUUCGCUUCGGUAACGAGUCCCUGACUUUGGAUGCCUGGUCCAUUCACCAUCAGUAUUCGGCCCUGUGCACGGUCAUGGGUCCCGGGAUGACCUCGCAGCUGGCGGAGAACGAGUUCAUUCGCGACAUUUUCCAGCUGGGUCCGCGUCCCACCAACACCGGCAUCAAUGGCAACGCCAAAGUCAAGCAGUCCAAGUUGGAGCGGCACCUUGUGAAUGCCGCUGCGUUCAAGGCGCGCUCCAUAACACGGGGAAAGAAUCGCGACAAGCGAUCGGCCGUCGUCACAUAAACCGAUACUCCACAUCAACUGUGCCCAUUCACCGACCCCAAAAUCCUUCUCAAAACCCGAUAGCCAACUCUGGACUAACUAGUUGAAUUGUUUCUGAUUUUAGCUUAAGCCAGGCAAAGCGUCGCCAAAGCUGAAAAACUAAGUCUAAAUUUAGGAUAAUUCAUCAGGAUAAUCUAACAAAAUUUUCUUAGUUUUUAGCCACGUCAUGGAGCCAUUGUUUAAAUAUUAUUAAAUAUUUAUCGCUUGCACAGGAGUUGUGUUUUCACUGACUGUACUGCAGGCUCCGUCUAGGAUUUUAUACUUUGUGAAUUUAGAUUUGCACCGCAAUUGUUACGACUAGCUUGUACACUUUUCGAUUCGGCAAAACUCUUAUGUUGUUGAUCUUUUUCAAAUUGCAAAAAUACAAAAACAUAUUUCUGCUAAUACGUUGCUAAAAUAGUAUAAUGCAAAGUACAUUAGCUUGACAUGGCUUUUAUUGUGCAUAUUAAGUAAGCUAUAUGAUACAUAUAUUUUGUAGUAAAUACGUGUAAAAUAAACUGGGUUUAAACAAAAACUAA